Molecule: messenger RNA, 5149 nt
Organism: Bubalus bubalis (water buffalo)
Lineage: Eukaryota; Metazoa; Chordata; Mammalia; Artiodactyla; Bovidae
Gene: DDX21
Product: DExD-box helicase 21
Exons: 15
Coding region: 466-2670 (734 amino acids)
Molecular function (GO): RNA helicase activity; RNA binding; ATP binding
Source: RefSeq, a predicted model, not a curated record
GUGUUGUAGGAAACGGAGGUAGCAGAGACUUGUCCCCAAGGGGAGGAAGUAGUCCUGGUUUCCUUACCUUGCAUCGGCCAGCCUAUUCAGUUGUGGGAUGUUGAAGUUAGAAAGGACACGACCAGCAAACUCCACUGCAUUCCAAAGCAGUCCACAGGGACUGAAAAUCCGCUCUCGUUGGUGGAACAAAGGGAUGGUAGAAUUGAAGCCGUAAGAUGGAGUGGACCAGAUUGUUUUUCAGAUGUCUGAAGGAUAGGUCAUAUGAGAGAGAUUACCGUUCAUCCAUGAUUUCAGAGCAGAGGCCAAGCCUGAAGUUUUUUGGAGGCAGAUUUCAGCUCAAUGAAAUAGUCCCCAUAUUUCUUGCCUUGGCCUGAGGCUCUGCCACGGAGGUUUUAACAGAAGAAAGGUAAAAAAGAGAAGCCAAAAUCUAGUAAGACUGAAGAGGCAGCAGAAGAAAAAGAAGAAAUGAUUUCUUCCAAAGCUAAAAAGGUUACAAAGAAAGUAGAGACUUCUGAGGUUGACGUGAAUUCUCCAAAAUCUAAAAAGGCAAAAAAGAAAGAGGAGCCAUCUCAAGAUGACAUUAUUUCUCCUAAAACCAAAAGUUCGAAAAAAUCAAAGGAACCCUGUGAAAAGACAGUUGUUUCUCCUAAAACCAAAAAAGCUAUAAAAAAUGAAGAGCCUUCUGAGGAAGAAUUGGGUGCACCUAAGCCCAAAAAGAUGAAGAAAGAAAAAGAAAUAAAUGGAGAAAUUCAAGAGAAAAGCCCCAACCUCAAGAAUGGAUUCCCUGACUCUGGACCUGACUCCAACUCCAAGGAAGCUGCCAGUGAAGAAAACAGUGAGUUAGAGCAGGAAAUGACUGUGGAGCAAAAAGAAGGCGCUUUCUCUAAUUUUCCCAUAUCUGAAGAAACUAUUAAACUUCUUAAAGCCCGUGGGGUGACCUUCCUGUUUCCUAUACAAGCAAAGACUUUUCACCAUGUCUAUAGUGGGAAGGAUUUGAUUGCACAGGCGCGGACAGGAACUGGAAAGACAUUCUCCUUUGCUAUCCCUUUGGUUGAGAAACUUCUUGGAGAACUGCAAGACCGGAAGAGAGGGCGUGCCCCUCAGGUACUGGUUCUUGCACCCACAAGGGAAUUGGCAAGUCAAGUAAGCAGAGACUUCAGUGACAUCACAAAAAAGCUGGCAGUGGCUUGUUUUUAUGGUGGAACUCCCUAUGGAGGACAAAUUGAACGCAUGAAGAAUGGGAUCGAUAUCCUGGUUGGGACACCAGGUCGUAUCAAAGACCACCUGCAGAAUGGCAAGCUAGAUCUCACCAAACUUAAGCAUGUUGUCCUGGAUGAAGUUGACCAGAUGUUGGAUAUGGGCUUUGCUGAUCAAGUGGAAGAGAUUUUAUGUGUAGCAUACAAGAAAGAUUCAGAAGACAAUCCCCAAACAUUGCUUUUUUCUGCAACUUGCCCCUAUUGGGUGUUUAAUGUUGCUAAGAAAUACAUGAAAUCUACAUAUGAACAAGUGGACCUGAUUGGUAAAAAGACACAGAAAACAGCGAUAACUGUAGAGCAUCUGGCUAUCAAGUGCCACUGGACUCAGAGGGCAGCAGUUAUUGGAGACGUGAUCCGAGUGUACAGUGGUUUUCAAGGGCGCACCAUCAUAUUUUGUGAAACAAAGAAAGAAGCCCAGGAGUUGUCACAGAAUGUGGCUAUAAGACAGGAUGCCCAGUCCUUACACGGAGACAUUCCACAGAAGCAAAGGGAAAUCACCCUGAAAGGUUUUAGAAAUGGUGAUUUUGGAGUUUUGGUUGCAACCAAUGUUGCUGCACGUGGGCUAGACAUCCCCGAGGUUGAUCUGGUUGUUCAAAGUUCUCCACCAAAGGAUGUUGAAUCCUACAUUCAUCGUUCUGGGCGAACAGGUAGAGCUGGGAGAACUGGGGUUUGCAUCUGCUUUUACCAGCACAAAGAAGAAUACCAGUUAGUCCAAGUGGAACAAAAAGCGGGAAUUAAAUUUAAACGAAUAGGUGUUCCUUCUCCAACAGAGAUAAUAAAAGCUUCUAGCAAAGAUGCCAUCAGGCUCUUGGACUCUGUGCCUCCCACUGCGAUCGGUCACUUCAAGCAAUCAGCCGAGAAGUUGAUUGAGGAGAAGGGGGCUGUGGAAGCCCUGGCAGCAGCCCUGGCCCACAUUUCUGGUGCCACGUCGGUAGACCAGCGCUCCUUGAUCAACUCAGAAGUGGGCUUUGUGACCAUGAUCUUGCGGUGCUCAAUUGAAAUGCCAAACAUUAGUUAUGCUUGGAAAGAACUUAAAGAGCAGCUGGGUGAGGAUAUUGAUUCCAAAGUGAAGGGAAUGGUCUUUCUCAAAGGAAAGCAGGGUGUUUGCUUUGAUAUCCCUACUGCAUCAGUAACAGAAGUACAGGAAAAGUGGCAUGAUUCACGGCGCUGGCAGCUUUCUGUGGCCACGGAGCAACCAGAGCUAGAAGGUCCACGGGAAGGAUAUCGCAACUUCCGAGGACAGCGGGAAGGCAACCGAGGCUUCAGGGGACAGCGCGAGGGCAACCGAGGUGCCAGGGGACAGCGGGAAAGAAGUAGAAGCUUCAGAGGACAGCGAUCAGGAGGUGGCAACAAAAGUAACAGAUUUCAAAACAAAGGCCAGAAGCGGAGUUUUAAUAAAGCAUUUGGACAGUAACCUGAAGUAGAGGAUUUAUUUGGCAAAAACAGAACUAUGUUCAGCAAUGUGAAACUGAACAUUAUUUUUCAUACAAAGUUAAAAGCACAUUGUAUUUCCUUUCUGACCACUUGCCCAGUCCCCAUCUCUUUGAGAGAGAAAAGCUUCAUCUAAAUUAUUUCAUCUGAUUGAUGACUGUCAUUUAUAAUUUUAUUGCUACUUCCGUCUUGGGUAUUCCUUUUGAAAAGGUGUAUGGAUUCAUUACAUAUUCUAAUGUAUUGUUUAUAGAGUAUAAGAUAAAGUGAAGCAUGUAUCUGCUGAUAUUUUUUAAGUUGACUUUAAGUAUAAAGUAUAAAUCUUUAUACUUAGAAAUGUCUCUUAAUAGUAGGCGUCCCUGGUGGCUCAAAUGGUGAAGACUCUGCUGCGAUGUAGGAUCCCUGGGUCGGGAAGAUCCCCUGGAGAAGGAAAUGGCAACCCACUCCAGUAAUCUUGCCUGGAGAAUUCCAUGAACAGAGGAGCCUGGCAGGCUACAGUCCAUGGGGUUGCAGAGUCAGGCAUGACUGAGCAACUAUCACUCACACUCAUUCUUAAUAGUGCCCUUCCUAAAUACCAUGGGGAAUACAACAGUUUCUAGAGAAGCACUUUGAGCACUCAAAGCUUUGUUUUCUAACUGGUAUUCCUCAGCCACUUGCCCACCAAUUACUCCUAUGGUUCUAGCAUAUUUCUUCUGAGAUUUAAUAGUGAGCAAUGUUUCAAAGCAAGGUUUCACACUUAACCGUGAUUAAUACAGUUUAUCCCUGCAUAUACUCUAGAUUUGGAGGAUGGUGAUGCAUUUGAUAGGAGAUAGUAUUUAGCCAUUGUUAUGUGCAUUUUGAUACAUUUUUAGCUUCUCAAAAGGUGAUUUCAUGCUUCAGUGAAUUCUUCACAGAUUUUAAAAAUAAUGUAUAUGUGUAAAUACACGUAUUUUACUAGAAAGCAAGUAUCUUUAAGGAAUUCCAGGUGUAUAACAUGGCCCCAUAACUUUCUUCAUAAGUAAGGAAGCUAGAUAAAUGGUGCUUGAUGAUAAUGUACUCCACCUCCUAUUGGAAAAUUAACAUUAUUUACCAAGAAGGAACUAGGGGAAUAGGGGGCAGAGAUUUGCAUUGCUUAAGAGUCAAAAAUCCACUGAAAAUAUUUUCUACAUGCAAAAAGGAAACAUGUAUAUUGAGAGCAAAGAGAAGAACAAGUGAAGGUGCAUGAUAAAGCUUUUUUUUAAUGAUGAAAACAUAAUGGUUCAUUAGUGUGUUUAGAGCUUAAUUUCUAACAGGCAAGCUGGGGAUUUUAGGUACGACGAUCCAGUUUAGUUUCUCAAAGCCUAGCUGCUAUAGCCACAGUAUAGGAUCUCUUCCUAUUAGAUUGCUACUGCAUUGAAAGGUUGCAGCUUCCUAGAGUUCUUUUUAAGAACAAACUAUGGUUAUUUUUAAGUUGUUGCUUUGAGGGAACCGAAGAACCUAAAAUAGCCCCUGGCCAGUAUUGCUCCGAGGUCUCAAGUGUUAUUUCUCUGGGAAACUUUGUACAUGGUACAGGAGUUAAGAGUAACAUUGUCUUGCUUUAAUUUCUGUACUGGGAAUUUCAGGAAAUAAACUAUGAUAUGAGGAAUUCAAACACAUGACCUAUCUUACUUUCAUUUAAUUAUUUUGAACAAUUGAAAUCUUGCUGGACACUGGUUUCUCUGACUGCGUCUUUAUAGCCAACUGCUUCUUACUCAAGUCACCUUCAGUAAGGGGCUCAGAUUACCAGCUCAACUCCUUGGUUCUUGAGAUAGCAUUCUUUUUCUGUUAAGAUUUCAGUUCUGUUUUUGAAUCCUGACUGGAUGUCUCUCUGCUCUCACAUUCUCUUGGCUUUUGUUCUUUGAUCCACUUGUCAGUUUUAUCGCUUGACCUCCUCAUGGUUUCCCAUUCAAACCAGAGGAAGUUAGGUAGUUGAUGACCAACAACUCCUGCCUUGUGGAUCACAUUUUAUUAAAUUCUUUUGCUGAGAUACUGAGCAUACUUAAACAACAACCCAAACAUUUAAGUUUGGAUAGGAAUGGGUUGGUUUAUCAAGUAGGACAGUGGACUUGUACUUUAGGAGGAAAUACUCAAGAGAGUAAGGGAGAAGAUGAAUGGGAAUUUCACUUUACAUGGCUUAGGACAACAUGACUCUCAAUAAAUGAAGCUAAAAUUUCUCCUGGAUCCCAGAAUUCAAACCAUAUUUAUAAAUGUAUAAUUCAACUACUGUACGGUUUAAAUGGGCUUGUUGGGCUAGCCUGGGAAAUAAUAUCAUUUUUACCAUUUUCUACAGAGAAAGUAUUUUCCAACUUAUGUAUCAGACAACUCAAUGAACUUUUAAAAACCAGUUUUUAUGUUGGAACUAUCUGUGCAGCAUUUCUUUACAGUUAUACAUAUAGUGUUUUUACUGUAAAACUGAAUUAAUGUAUACAAAUAGACCCUUAUGCCAUAAUAAAAUUACUAGUACUUAC